UUCUUCUUGAGUAAACUUUCAAUUUUCAAAACAAUGGAAUGGUGUCGUGAAGGACAUGAUUUAGCAAAACAAUUUAUAUUUUUCACUAUUUAAAGUGUCGAUUUGAAAUCCGGAGCAACAAAUUUGAAUACUCCAUCAUCUGGCCGAAGCAGUGAAUGCAGUUUAAUCAUGAAAGGUGGCGAGGAAGCAAAUGACAGAACUCCUCUCAUUUUACCACGACUUGUGAGCAGACACAUCUCGGAAGAAAAUUAUGGACAAAGGACUAAUCAAAUUAGGGGGUUAAAUAGGAGAUUUAUGGCACCUUUUCUAGUUGUCGUUGCACUGGAACGAUUUACCUACUACAGCAUUAUUGUUAAUUUGUUUUUGUUUUUCUCCGACGACGUUUAUCAAAACUCUCAACAAAAAGAAAUAGUUAAAGCUGGUCAGGAUGGCGAUCGACCUACGAAUGCUAUCAUCAGUGUGAUGAUACUAAUUGGUCUGUCCUGGUUUUUUUGUAUGCUUGGUGGUUGGAUCAGUGAUGGCAAACUUGGCAAACUUAAAACCAUUAUUUGGGGCCUGGUCAUAUAUACUCUUGGAACUGGGAUGCUGCUAAUGUCGGCAUACUUUUGUAUUAAUAAAAAUUUUUUAUAUCGCCAAAAGUCUCUGUAUCGAGCACUUGUUGUGUUUGCAUCGAUUCUUAUUGCCAUAAUUGGCGAAGGCGCUCACAAGGCCAACAUCGCUGCAUUUGGUGCGGAACAGUUGGAUCGCAAGAAUCCAGAUAGCACAAGGCGUUAUUUCAAUUUUUACUACCUUAGUGUCAAUCUUGGUUCAAUGCUUGCAUUUAGUGUAAGCGCUUAUGUACAGCAGGCACAUGGCUUUGUGACAGGAUUUGCAAUUCCAUUUUCCACCAUUACAUUGGCUUUAAUCAUAUUUGUGCUGUCGAAAGAUCGAUAUAAAACACUUCCAUGUCAACGCACUGUUGGAAAGGUCUAUCAGAUCAUUAGGGAGGCUCGAAGAAACUAUAAAAGAUCAAAAAAAAGUGAUUCACCCAUCUCAAUACAGCAGAAAAUACCAUGGUUGGAAUAUGCAAAAAUAAAAUUCGGUGGAAGUUUUCUUGACUGGGAAGUUGAUCAAGUGAAAUUUUUGUUUGCCAUUAUUCCUGUCUUCAUUGUGUUGUUACCGUAUCAAACUAUCGACAAUCAGACAAAUGCUACCUUUCUUCAACAAGGUGUGCGCAUGAAGAUAACUAUAGAUAAUUUCAAGCAUUUUCCAGUAGCAUGGUUGACUUUCUUCAAUUCCGUAAUUAUCGUCAUUCUCUUGCCUUUUAUGGAAAAGGUUGUUUAUCCAUGGCUGACUAAGCGAGGCUAUAAAAUGAUCCCGCUCACAAGGAUUAGCAUUGGUAUUUUGGUGUCUUGUUUUGCGGUAAUUGCCGCUGGUUUUGUUGAGAUCUCUGUGAUGGACCGAUUCGCUCACAAUGAUACAGUUGAAAACCCCAACAUUAACAGUCGCACUUUCGUAGCGGCAAACCUCUCCGUUUUUUACCAACUUCCUCAGUAUGUACUGAUUGGCGUGAGCGAAAUAUUUGCUACAGUUGGCGGUUUGGAAUUUGCUUACAGCAAUGCUCCGCAGUCCAUGCAAGCGGUCGUAAUGGCGUUGUUUUUUGUCACCAUUUCGUUUGGCUCUUUGCUGGGGUCUGGCCUGUUGGAAAUCUUUGAGGCGAGUGGUCUUCUCAAGCGCAAAACGAAAGGAGGGAUCUAUUACGACUUAACGUAUUAUUUUUUUCUUCUUGGCGGUCUAACGCUUCUAUCCUGGAUUGUGUUCAUCUCAUACAUCGAUCACAGGCGACGGAAGAGGGCCAGGCAGCCAAAAAUUCGAUCAUUCGGAAGGAUGCGUAAUGCUGACUCACCCGAUAUCAGUAGUGUUACUGGAUGAACCUACCUCUUCUUAGUAGAUGAUAUCAAAAUAGUUGUCGUAACAAUUCCGCGAAUUAUACUGGGCGACAGGGCUGGAUUGCCGCUGUGGUUAACUUAAAACUGAUUUAGACGAAAAUAAGUGAAAUAAACAAAGUUGGCCAUAUGCCCAUAUUCAUUAUAUUGGCAAGGAAGUUGGCGCAGAAAUUGUUCCGUGGGGUGCUGAAAUUGCCCUCGAUUUGACGGGUUAUUUAUUUUUCAAAUUUGUUUUAAUAAACAAUCGUGAAGGUAAUUAAGAAUUUUCAUAAUAUCAUUGAUUAGAUUCCGAUGUAGAAAUGUGAAAUUUAACAUUGCCAAUUCUCAUUAUGAUAUGUCUUCAAAUUGAAAUGAACUAGAUGAUGUAAAUAGUUUUUUUUUUAAAUUGCAAUGACAAAUGCAACCUGGCACCCCAGCAUUUUUCCUCGGGGAGACAAAUGUUGCAUCAAUCUAUCAUGGUUUUUGUCACAUGAAGUGUUGACCUGUAUCGUUACGGAACGCUGUCUAUGAGCAAGGGCGGGCUCGUAAAAACUUGUA
Dendronephthya gigantea is the source of this 2462-nucleotide messenger RNA. Its product is annotated as solute carrier family 15 member 4-like. The transcript is spliced from 5 exons. Gene Ontology annotation, cellular component: membrane. Gene Ontology annotation, biological process: oligopeptide transport; transmembrane transport. Bases 169 to 1911 code for a protein of 580 amino acids. Gene Ontology annotation, molecular function: transmembrane transporter activity. Lineage: Eukaryota; Metazoa; Cnidaria; Anthozoa; Malacalcyonacea; Nephtheidae. The record is from RefSeq and is a predicted model, not a curated record.